Molecule: messenger RNA, 1759 nt
Organism: Polypterus senegalus (gray bichir)
Lineage: Eukaryota; Metazoa; Chordata; Cladistia; Polypteriformes; Polypteridae
Gene: ccn1
Product: cellular communication network factor 1
Exons: 5
Coding region: 135-1259 (374 amino acids)
Biological process (GO): signal transduction
Cellular component (GO): extracellular region
Molecular function (GO): protein binding
Source: RefSeq, a predicted model, not a curated record
GGGCGCUCAGCAUACACUCGGGGAACGCGAGCGGUGGGACGAGUUAAAAAGCAAACUUACUUUUACUUCCCCGAAACGUGGGACUUCAAACUUCGUGAAGUUUUCGGUUUAUUUGUCAAAGCUAAAUAGGAAUCAUGCUUCUUUCGUCGCUCUCACUGCUUCUCAUUGGAUUGCUCAACUCGGCUGCCUCAUCCCUCUGCCCCGCGCAAUGCCAGUGCCCACAGCAGGAGCCCAGCUGUGCCCCCGGGGUGAGCCUUGUCUACGAUGGUUGCGGUUGCUGUAAGGUUUGCGCCCGGCAACUCAAUGAAGACUGCAGCAAAACAAACCCGUGCGACCACACGAAGGGGCUGGAAUGUAACUUCGGGGCCAGCUUCGGUGCUUUCAGAGGAAUAUGUAGAGCAAAAUCAGAAGGAAGACCUUGUGAAUACAACAGCAAGAUUUACCAGAAUGGGGAAAGUUUUCAGCCCAAUUGCAAGCACCAGUGCACCUGCAUUGAUGGAGCUGUUGGCUGCAUUCCCUUGUGCCCUCAAGAACUCUCCCUUCCUAACCUGGGCUGUGCUAACCCUAGACUGGUGAAGGUAUCUGGGCAGUGCUGUGAAGAAUGGGUCUGUGAUGAGUACAAAGAUACUGAACCCACAGAACAGACUGAUCAUGCCUACAGCAAGGAAAGUGAAAUGGAUGCUUAUGAAAAUGAGCUCACCAACAAAAAUGAACUGAUUGCCUUAUUCAAAGGAGACCUGAAAUCUCUGCCUGCAUAUAGGCAUCAGCAUCACUCAGUUAUGCUUGAAAGUCAGAAAUGCAUUGUUCAAACCACCAACUGGUCCCAGUGUUCUAAGAGCUGCGGAACUGGUAUCUCCACCAGGGUAACCAAUGACAACGCAGACUGCAAACUAGUAAAAGAAACACGCAUCUGUGAAGUCCGUCCUUGUAGUGAAGCUGCGGCUGCUACUAUGAAAAAAGGAAAAAAGUGCACUAGGACAAAGAAAUCAAAUCAGCCUAUCAACUUCACAUACGCAGGAUGUUCCAGCGUGAAAAAGUACCGGCCAAAAUACUGUGGGUCUUGUGUGGAUGGAAGGUGCUGCAGUCCUCAACAGACGAGAACUGUAAAGGUCAGGUUCCGCUGUGAGGAUGGAGAGACCUUCAGCAAAAACGUAAUGAUGAUUCAGUCCUGCAGGUGCAGCUUUAACUGCCCAUAUGCCAAUGAAUCCUCCUAUCCCUUCUACAGACUGUAUAAUGACAUUCACAAGUUUCAAGAUUAGUUUGAGGAGGAUCAAAAAAUCCAUUGUGGAAAAAAGUUUUUUUUUUUUUUUUUUUGAAUUCCAGAAUAUUUAAAUAAGGGAUGUGACAUACAGAGUCCUGUAUGACUCCUUUCAGAUGAAAUUCCCACGGAAUUAAGGACUAAACAAAGACUGAAUGAAGUGCACUGUAAAGCUGGAAGAAUGACAGCAUCAUUUUGAUUAUUUUCUUUAAAGUACGCUUCAUAAUAUUGGAGCUUUAUUUUGGCUUCGUUCUGGAGCUAUUUGUAAUUAUGUUUAGGCUAUAUAUAAAAUGUGGUUAAUAUUGUAAACUUUGUAUAUUUGGUUAUUUAGGCCCAACACAUGAUUUCAGUGGUAGAGUUUUUAGUUAAUUUGUGUACAAUCUCAGUAACUCAAGUAAAAAUGCUAAAAUUGCACUUGUCUUCCCUGAAAUAAGCAAGUGAUCACAUUCCUUCCUACUGUGAGCACACAUUGGUGUUCAUAUAUGUGGCAGCUAUUAAAAA